CGCUCUCGGUGGCGGCCGCUGCUGGCUAUGCUUCUAGCGGCGGUCGGCGGCGCGGCACACGAACACUGCGCCCCGCCGGUGAUCGAGGGCCACCCGUGUUCGGAUGUGAGCGGCCUGCGCCAGUCCCCGGUGGCUAUUGACUCGUGCCGCGCCACUGCCGACGUCCACCGGCCGCUGCGGAUUUCUAACCUGGACGCCAUCCCGCGCCGGAUGACGGUGGAUAACACGGGAGACCGGGUGGCGGGGGAUGUGUUCUGGGCGCCCGGUGAGACGCCCACCAUCACCGGCGGCCGGCUGCGCGGCCAGUUCAUCUACGAGCUGUACAACCUGCACUGGGGCGCCAACAGCUCCUCCGGCUCUGAACACCUGGUGAACGGGCGCAGCUACGCCGGCGAGCUCCACCUCGGCUUCAAGAACGUCAAGUACGCCACUGUGGAGGAGGCUCUCCUGCACGCGGACGGCGUGGUCGCUCUGGCGGUGCUGCUGGACGUCCAGGCGCGCAGUCCGGGCCGCGGGCUGACGGCGCUGGCACCGGCGCUGUUCCAGAUCCGCGAGGCGGCGAGCUCGGCAGAGCUGGUCUCGCCGCCGACUCUCCGGGAGCUGCUGCCGCGCCAGCUGCAGCGCUACGUCCAGUACGAGGGCUCCUUCACCUCGGUGCCGCCGUGCCGUGAGGCCGCCACAUGGAUCGUGCUGCUGGAGCCGCUGCGGGUGCUGGAGCUGGAGCUGGAGCUGCUCCGGCAGCUGCGCGACCCCAGCGGACAGAAUAUCUGCACCAGCCUGAACCGGCAGCUGCAGCCGCUGGCCAGCCGACCGCUGCACACUAAACACGCGCACCGGGGCUGCUGACGCGCGCGCGUGCUGCGCACCGGCUACCGACUCCUUAGGUACUUGAUGUUUGUUGGAUUAGUUGUUAUCUGA
Molecule: messenger RNA, 918 nt
Organism: Amphibalanus amphitrite
Lineage: Eukaryota; Metazoa; Arthropoda; Thecostraca; Balanomorpha; Balanidae
Product: carbonic anhydrase 2-like
Exons: 1
Coding region: 28-846 (272 amino acids)
Molecular function (GO): carbonate dehydratase activity; zinc ion binding
Source: RefSeq, a predicted model, not a curated record